Molecule: messenger RNA, 1838 nt
Organism: Aureobasidium pullulans EXF-150
Lineage: Eukaryota; Fungi; Ascomycota; Dothideomycetes; Dothideales; Saccotheciaceae
Product: glycoside hydrolase family 72 protein
Exons: 3
Coding region: 501-1838 (445 amino acids)
Biological process (GO): fungal-type cell wall (1->3)-beta-D-glucan biosynthetic process
Cellular component (GO): cytoplasm; fungal-type cell wall
Molecular function (GO): 1,3-beta-glucanosyltransferase activity
Source: RefSeq, a predicted model, not a curated record
CAGUGUUGUUGUCUGCGACCAACAAUUGGCGCACGAACAGAUAGUAGUAAUCUCUGUCUGCACUCGAGUCGGAUGCCUGCGUUUUGACAAGCAAAUGAUCUGCAGGUUCUCCAUGGGGAUGGAUUGCGCGAUGAAACUGCACUGGAUCCCCUCAGACUGAGCCAGAUCACCUUCCUUACCGCCGCUAGGAUAUGAACUAACCUUAAGGUAGGAUUAUAGAUAGGUGGGAGCCGACAGGUUUUUUCUAUUUCUACGAGCUCGAUCUGUCCCUGUUGUUCUUCCUUCGCGUCGGACUGUUUUUCGAAUUUCCUUUCUGUAGUCACUCGCUCACUCGCUCGUUGCUCUUGUUUGAGGAAGCUGCAACCACCCCUUGCCUCGUGUUUGUCUUUGUGUCCAAACAACGGCAUCGAUUAACCUUCGAAAAUUCUUCUUAUCAGACAUACAACCUUCUGUCUACUCUGCUUGAUUCUUUUUUGUGCAGCAGCAACAUUUUCAUCAAAAUGCGUUCUUCUCUCAGUGUUGCGUGCGGCAUCGCUUUCGCCGCACUCGCCUCUGCCAUUCCCACGAUCUCGGUCAAGGGAAGCAAAUUCUUCACCAGCGAUGGCAACCAGUACUUCGUCAGAGGUAUUGCUUACCAGCUCGUGCCUGAGGAUCCUCUCAUCGACAACAACCAGUGUCAAUUGGAUGCAUCGCUCAUGAAGACUCUGGGUGCUAACGCCAUCCGCGUCUACCACGUGGACCCGGAUGCCGAUCACCAAGACUGCAUGAAGACUUUCGCAGACGCCGGGAUUUAUCUGUUUGUUGACUUGGACACUUUCAACACUCAGAUUGAGCAAACUUCUCCCCACUGGAACGAAUCCCAGUACGAUGCUUUUGCCAAGGUUAUGGAUGAGUUCCAGCAGUUCGACAACACUGCCGGUUUCUUUGUCGGCAACGAGGUCCUCACCACUGGAAACGGCUCAGUCGCUGCCCCUUAUGUCAAGGCUGCCGCUCGUGACAUGAAGGCCUACCGCAACAGCAAGAACUACCGUAACAUCCCCGUUGGCUACUCUGCUGCCGAUAUUUCGAGUCUUCGUCCCAACCUCCAGAACUACCUUGCUUGCGGUACCAACGCCUCUGAGGCUCUUGACUUUUUCUCUCUUAACGCAUAUGAAUGGUGUGGAGAAUCUUCAUACCAGGUGUCUGGUUACGAGCAGUUGACCCAGAACAUUACCGAGUACAACAUCCCCAUCUUCUUCUCCGAGGUUGGCUGCAACACUCCCAAGCCCAGAACCUUCGACGACCAAGCCGCCAUCUUCGGCUCUGAGAUGUCCCAGUACUGGAGCGGUGUUAUGAUCUACGAAUGGAUUGAGGAGUCUAACAACUACGGACUGAUUCAAUACGGCCCCAAGACUGACCCUACCGCCACCAACGCUCCUGAUGGCUACACUCGCACUGGCACCCCCACGCCUAUCUCGCCAGACUUUCAGAAUCUUUCCAACCACUGGAAGACUCUUACUCCCUCUGGUGUCUCGGAAUCCGCGUACUCUCCCUCGAACUCUGCCCCUGAGUGCCCUGCAUACACCUCCAUGGCAUGGGAGGUCAGCGGUAACGUCGCUCUUCCCACUAUCGGCCAGACCUUUGAUGCCCAAGCUACUAGCUCUGUCCCUGCAUCUGCCACUUCGGGCGCAACUGGAACUCGUGCAAGCAGCAGCGGUAGCCGUAGCACUGGCUCCUCCACUGGCACUGGAGCCGCCGCUUCAGCCAGCCAAACUGGUAUGGCUAGCCCGAGCAGACAGAUUGCUGGUAUGAGCGUCGGUCUCGUCACUGUCAUGCUUGGUUUCAUCUGGUGGUUGUAA